This is a messenger RNA of Volvox carteri f. nagariensis, 930 nucleotides long. RefSeq lists its product as uncharacterized. The annotation marks the transcript as partial. The transcript has 7 exons. The record is from RefSeq and is a predicted model, not a curated record. Gene Ontology annotation, molecular function: oxidoreductase activity, acting on the CH-CH group of donors; flavin adenine dinucleotide binding. NCBI's taxonomy places the organism in Eukaryota, Viridiplantae, Chlorophyta, Chlorophyceae, Chlamydomonadales, Volvocaceae.
GGUAAUAUGGAGGUCUUGGCAAAGUACGGCAGUCGCGAACAGCAGCUGACGUGGCUGCUGCCGUUACUCCGUGGCGAGAUCCGGUCCUGUUUCGCAAUGACGGAAAAGGCGGUUGCCUCAUCUGACGCAACCAACAUAACCGCCACCAUUAACCGAAGUCCGUGCGGCGGUUAUUUGAACCUCAGCGGCGUCAAGUGGUGGACCAGUGGGGCGAUGGACCCGCGAUGCAAGGUUGCGAUCUUCAUGGGUAAGACCGACCCACGGGCCGCUCCCCACAAGCAACAGUCCAUGGUGCUCGUACCCAUGGACUCACCAGGGGUCAAGGUUGUACGACCCAUGCUGGUGUUUGGGUAUGAUGACGCUCCACACGGCCAUGCUGAGGGUGGGCGGCUGCACCUCGGAACGGAGUUUGGGAGACAGCUGAUCUUGGGAGCUGGCCGCGGCUUCGAAAUAGCGCAGGGCCGUCUGGGCCCCGGUCGCCUGCACCACUGCAUGCGGCUGGUGGGGGCGGGGGAGAGGGCGGUGGAGCUGAUGGCGGAGAGGGCGAUGGGGAGGCGCGUGUUCGGGGGGCCCCUGGCGGACCAGGGCGCCUUCAGAGCUACCCUGGCUAGGUGCAGACUGGAUGUGGACUCUUGCCGUCUGCUGGUGCUGGCGGCUGCGGACGCCCUGGACCGGGAGGGGUUCAAGGGCGCCGCGGGGGCCAUCGCGGCAGCCAAGGUGGCCACCCCCACUGCGGUGAUGAGGGUGCUGGAUGCGGCAAUUCAGGUGCACGGCGGGGCGGGUGUGAGUCAGGAUUACGUCCUGGCUCGGCUCUGGACGGCCGCCCGCACCUUGCGUAUUGCUGACGGGCCCGACGAGGUGCAUCUGGGGACGCUGGCCAAGAUGGAGCUGGGCAAAACGCGCAAGAGGCUGAUGAGCUCUAAGCUGUGA